This is a messenger RNA of Anisakis simplex (herring worm), 486 nucleotides long. Lineage: Eukaryota; Metazoa; Nematoda; Chromadorea; Rhabditida; Anisakidae. The record is from the annotation of a GenBank genome assembly.
AUGAAACUGAAUUUAUCAACUGAGCAACAAACUUCUUAUGAAUUCCUUCCCGAGGCGCUGUCAGCCGAAACGAGACGACUUUCGAGACAGCUUUUAGCUUUGAUCACCGUGUACGCCACAGUACCGCUCUUUGAGACGCUACCUUAUACGGGUAGAUUCCCACAUAUAUAUUUAUUGAUAAUUGAUGAAUAUUUUAGUGGUUUCCUUUCAAGUGAGCACAACUUAAUAUAUCACCAUCAUCACGCACUCAACGGUCGUAUUAGUCAUGUGAAUUUAUCCGGGUGUGAAUAUAAGCUAGCUCUCUACCGUAUUCUGGAUAUGACAAGUGGACAAUUGGGAAAACCAAUUGUGCGACUCAGCAGCUGUCAGCUUUCGAAUGGAUGGCUUGAUAUUACUGGUGCGGAAAGGUUUACGCAGCGUGACAGAGUGAAUUGUGUUCAUCUGAAUGUGCCCGAGAGAGAAAGCAGUGCAUCUAGUUCGGUUUAA